Populus trichocarpa (black cottonwood) is the source of this 1221-nucleotide messenger RNA. RefSeq lists its product as uncharacterized. The record is from RefSeq and is a predicted model, not a curated record. Lineage: Eukaryota; Viridiplantae; Streptophyta; Magnoliopsida; Malpighiales; Salicaceae. Bases 1 to 1221 code for a protein of 406 amino acids. The transcript has a single exon.
AUGGAUGUGGCUCGUGGGUUGUCGGCUAAGAAUCUAAAUGGGAUCAAGCAUUUGCAGAAUGGAGGGAUUGGCUUGAAUUCAGAUGCCAUUUUGGUGCUUAAGCUUCCUGAUUCGCGAGUAAUGCGUGUUGUGUCUCGCUCCUUCUUUUUGGCCAUGCUUGUUCUUACACUGCCAUUUGUGGUGUCCAUUUUAAGGGAACUUGAUUCAAGUUCUUAUUAUGAUGACCCCGGUUCUGCUUCAUUUGAUCUUGAAUCCUUCGAUCUGUUGUUGCAAGAUCUGGCCAAGGAGGGACUUAUCAAGAAGGGCGAUAAAGCUCUCAUUGUUUGCUCCGGCGUCGGGGCUGUAGUUGAUACUUCAAGAUUCUUGAAUGACAAUGAUAUUGACUUCGUGUCGGAAUCUGAUUUGGAGCAAGAAAGAUUGUUCCCGAAUGCAACAUUUGAUUUUGCAUUGACAUUGCGCAUUGGAGAUGCUAGAUUUGUUGAUCGUGUUGUGAAAGUUGGAGGCAUUUUGGUUACUCAAUUGAGCAGUGACCCCUCAAAUGCUUUCCAAAAGCUGUCAAAUUAUAGAGCUGUGUAUCUUCGGCGAUAUGAUUCAACCAUAGUGGCAAUGAGGAAAACAAGUUUGGUGAAUCAGGUAGUAGUUUCCUCAGCAAAGAGGCGGCCUCUGCAGCUGGCAUUGGAUGCUAAGAAAACAGCAUUGCAAGGCUUGGAAGAUGUUCUGCUUGAGCCUCCGCGGAAGGCUCUGGCCAAAUCUAGAGUGUACUUGAAGAGAUUCAAAUAUCUUCCCAACUUGUUGGGAGACUCUUUAGAAGAUUACUCACGUCGAGUUUUCAUCCAUGCGGGUUUGCAUGAGGAGAAGAAAGGUGCAAUGCAAUGGUUUAAUGAAAACUAUCCAACUAGGAAUCAAGACUUUGAGUUUCACAGCAUAAACACGUCACCUGAAGGACAUUCUAAGAGGGUGGCAUCACCUGCUGAUGUUUCGAACUGGCUGAUGAAGAACGUGAGGGAAGAUGAGUUUGUUGUGAUGAAAGCAGAAGCAGAAGUAGCUGAGGAGAUGGUGAAGAGGAAGACUAUUGGUUUGGUGGAUGAACUGUUUUUGGAGUGCAACAACCAAUGGAAAAAUGGGGAAAGAAAGAAGAGCAAGAGGGCUUAUUGGGAAUGUGUAGCACUUUAUGGAAGGCUGAGGGACGAGGGAGUUGCUGUGCAUCAAUGGUGGGAUUGA